UACAACACACAACUUGAAUAACAAAAAGAAAAGAAGAAGAAGACUUUAGAGCUUUCUUUGCCUCUCUGCAACCUUCCCCCCCUCCCCUCUCAUAACAAAACAACCACCUUAGAUCUAACCCUAACCUUCUCCCCUCACCAAUUCCCAGAAUAAUGGAAGUACCGUCGACGAGUCAACAGGAGUUUGAGUACUUGUUCAAGUUGUUGUUAAUUGGGGAUUCUGGUGUGGGAAAGAGUACUCUGCUUUUGAGUUUCACGUCCAAGAAUUUUGAGGAUCUUUCUCCUACCAUUGGUGUGGAUUUUAAAGUAAAGCAUGUCACCAUAGGUGGGAAAAAGUUGAAGCUUGCUAUCUGGGAUACAGCUGGACAAGAGAGGUUUAGAACUCUAACUAGUUCUUAUUACAGAGGAGCUCAAGGGAUAAUUAUGGUGUAUGAUGUAACACGACGAGAAACAUUUACAAAUCUAUCUGAAAUAUGGGCAAAGGAAAUUGAUUUGUACUCAACAAAUCAGGAUUGCAUCAAGAUGCUUGUUGGAAACAAAGUCGAUAAGGAGAGCGAAAGGGUUGUCACCAAAAAAGAGGGUAUUGACUUUGCUAGGGAAUAUGGAUGCCUUUUCCUUGAGUGUAGUGCAAAAACUAGAGUCAAUGUGGAGCAAUGCUUUGAGGAACUUGUUUUAAAGAUUUUGGAAACGCCCAGUCUGCUGGCUGAAGGCUCUAGUAGUGUGAAAAAGAACAUCUUUAAACAGAAGCCUCCAGAGGAUGUUACAACCAGUAGUUGUUGCUCAUGUAUCCUCUGGUUUUCCUGUCAUCUUCGAUAUAAUAUUGUGUUUUACGUCAACCGUCAACAUCAAGCUAAUAAAAUAUUCUUCUUCAACUUAAAAUCAUCCAUACGCCACUCUACCGCAAUACCAUCAUCUGCCUUUACUUUUCCUUUAAGUCAACUAUUCCAACCAAUCAACUUGACGGCCUCCACUUCUCCUCCUUCCCCAGUCGGGGAUGACGUCGACGCCCAUCCCCCACUACCUUCGCCACCACCACGUCACCUAUCACAAUCAGAAUCAACUUCUCUAAGCUCAAAUAUUAUUAUGAUCUCUGGUAGAGAUCCCGAUGCCCUUUUCAGCGGCGGCGGCAUCAGCUUUCUUAAUGGAAGCGGAGGUGCUCGAUUUAGUUAUGGAUAUUCGAGUUUUAAGGGUAAAAGAGCUUCCAUGGAGGAUUUCUAUGAGACAAGUAUUUCUGAAGUUGAUGGUCAAAUGGUUGCCUUCUUCGGUGUUUUUGAUGGCCAUGGAGGUGCUAGAACCGCAGAAUAUCUGAAAAAUAACCUUUUCAAGAAUUUAAGCAGCCACCCUGAUUUUAUCAGAGACACAAAGACAGCAAUUGUUGAAGCAUUUAGGCAGACUGAUGCAGAAUACCUCCAUGAAGAAAAGGCCCAUCAAAAAGAUGCUGGGUCAACUGCGUCAACUGCUGUUCUUCUAGGGGACCGGUUGCUUGUUGCUAAUGUUGGCGAUUCUCGAGUUGUUGCCUGUAGAGCUGGUUCAGCUAUUCCAUUGUCUAUUGACCAUAAACCUGAUAGAUCUGAUGAACGCCAAAGGAUUGAAGAGGCUGGAGGUUUCGUUGUGUGGGCAGGAACAUGGCGAGUGGGUGGCGUGCUUGCUGUUUCUCGUGCAUUUGGGGAUAAGCUACUUAAGCCAUAUGUUGUUGCUGAGCCAGAAAUUCAGGAAGAAGAAAUUGAUGGUGUAGAAUUUAUAAUUGUUGCAAGCGAUGGGCUAUGGAAUGCCCUAACAAAUAAGGAUGCAGUAGCGCUAGUGCAAGAUAUAACAGAUGCAGAAGCAGCUUCAAGAAAACUAAUACAAGAAGCUUAUGCACGGGGGAGCACUGACAACAUUACCUGCGUCGUCGUCCGAUUUGAUUGGCCACCUGUGUUGUCGUCUGAUUUGAAAACUCAUGAGCAGGCACAUCAAGAUCCAAAGUUAUCACAGUGAUGACAACCUUAUUUUUAUACCCAUGAUCAAAUAGUUUAGCCCGUCUUUGUUUAUUUUGGUGAUUUAAUAGCCAUUAAGUAGCAUCGUUGACAGAAAGAAAAAAGUUUCUACCAGCGCAAUUUUUAGCCAUUCGUUUGGAUAGAGUUUAGUCGAACACUGUUACAGGCUAGCGGCUGAAUUUUCUAGUUGAUUAUCUAUGUUGAUGUAUCAGUACAAUACUGGCUCUGUUGUGGGUUUCUUGCUGUAAGCUCCUUAAAAUCAGAAAUUGACCUUGUCAGAUGGAGUUUUCCGUUGUCUUGAUUAAUUAUUCCAAGGACUUCGCGCUUAGCAGGGCAGAAUGCAAUGCAAUGACGGGGGCUAUUCUGUUAUCUUUUUU
Molecule: messenger RNA, 2352 nt
Organism: Populus euphratica (Euphrates poplar)
Lineage: Eukaryota; Viridiplantae; Streptophyta; Magnoliopsida; Malpighiales; Salicaceae
Product: probable protein phosphatase 2C 11
Exons: 16
Coding region: 153-1976 (607 amino acids)
Biological process (GO): protein dephosphorylation
Molecular function (GO): GTPase activity; cation binding; protein serine/threonine phosphatase activity
Source: RefSeq, a predicted model, not a curated record